UCGAAGCUCACUCGAGCUAAUUUGUAUUUUGCUACAAUUUAAAUAUUUCUACGAAAAGUAUGUUAUUAAAUGUUUUAUUUAACAUAAAAGUAGAAAAUCGAUAAGAUAUUAUUUUGUGUUUAUUUAAAAUUGCAAUAUGGAGGCUCCUUCAAUUGAUACAGUUUAUCAGGCCAUAAGCGCCUUAUAUGAUAACCCUAAUGUUAAUGAAAAAGAAAAGGCUUCGAUAUGGCUCGGAGAUGUACAAAAAUCGAUACAUUCUUGGAAAGUAGCCGACGAACUGUUGCACCAGAAAAAAAAUUUUCAAGCUUGUUACUUUGCAGCGCAAACAAUGAGAUCAAAGGUUCAACACAAUUUAUCUGAACUACCCGAUGAUGCUGUAAUUUCUCUCCGGGACUCUCUUAUAUUGCACUUAGAAUCGGUAUCUCCAGAUGUCAACUCAGCAAUUCUUACUCAACUAUCUUUAGCCUUAGCUGAUCUAGCUUUACAGAUGCCCACUUGGCAAAACUGUGUUAGUGACCUUAUAAAAAUAUUUUCUAAUAAAAAUAAUUUUGCUCUGCUUGAAAUAUUGACAGUGCUACCUCAAGAAAUAGACUCAUCAAGUCUAAAAUUAGGUGACAAUCGUCGUGAGCAGAUAAAAUUAGAUCUAAGAGGAAACUCUCCCAUUGUAGUCAUAUUUCUUAAGGAUUGUAUAAAUAGUUCACAGACUUCUAACAUAGCGUUGAAAAUAAUAAGGUGCAUGACAUCUUGGACCCAAGUGAAAGCCAUAAAUCUUCAGGAAUUAGCUCAGAACCCUGUAGUUGGUUUAUGUGUGCAAGUUUUAAGGGAUUAUAAUACAAACAAUUCGUUACAUGAGGCAGCAACAGACUGUAUGUGCGCUAUACUAGACUGUUUAGAGCAAAACAACAAUGGAGAUGAGGUUGAAAGAAUGUUAUUUGACAGUUUGUCAGCUUUAGAAGAAAGCUAUCACUUAGCAGUAGCUCACGAAGAAGAGGAAAAAGCUGCAAACUUAGCUAGACUAUUUACAGAACUGGGAGAAACAUUUUUAGAGAGAAUAAUAAUCAGUACAGCAAAUGGACAAGGUCAUUUUGCAAUGCGGUCUCUGGAACUUGCUUUAGUAUGUGUUGGACAUCAUGAUUAUGAAAUAGCUGAAAUCACAUUCAAUCUGUGGUAUAGAUUAUCAGAGGAAGUGUACCAACGGGAUUACCAACAGUUAACAGAUGCUUUUAAGCCUCAUAUCGAAAGAUUAAUAGAAGCCUUAGCACGACACUGUCAGUGUGAACCAGAUGACCAGAGCUUGCCUGAAGAAGGGGAUGAAUUCUAUGAUUUCCGAGUGAAGGUAUAUGAGCUCAUAAAGGAUGUGGUUUUCAUAGUUGGAUCUAGUUCUGUUUUCCGAAAGAUGUUCUCAGUUCUACAAGCUAACUUGCCUUGGGAGCAAACAGAAGCUGCACUAUUUAUUAUGCAAGCAGUAGCUAAAAAUAUUCUUCCCAGAGAAGAAUAUGACUUUGUCCCUAAAGUCAUAGAAGCAAUUUUGUCUAUGCCUGAGGACAGCCAUUUAGCUGUGAUGAAUACUUGUAUCCAGCUUCUUGGGGAGUUGUGUGACUGGAUUGAGAAGCACCCACAAUGCCUGGAGCCAUGUCUCCGGUUUUUAGUCAGAUCUCUGGUGCAACCUAAAUUGGCUAACGCUGCUGCUGUUGCUCUACAGAACAUCUGCAAAGCGUGUCGUAGUGAGGCGUCGUGUCACGCAGCAUUAGUCGUGGAAGCAGCUCGAGCAGCAGACCAACUAGCUCUUCCCAUUCACACGGCUUCUACACUCAUGAGAGCCCUCGCUGCUGCCAUCUCCCGAUUACCACAUGAUCAGCUAUGUUCAGCGAUGCGCGAGUCAGUAGGAGUGCAGUUGGCAGGGCUGUCGGCCCUAUUGGAGAGUAACACGGAACUACGCAAGGGGUCCCCUACUGAUCCCGUCCUGUGGCUCGACCGGGUGGCAGCCCUGUUCCGCGAUGUGGACGUGGCACCACCUUCUGACCCCUCAAAGGGCCACCCUUGUAUGCCGGCCUUUAAGGACGCCUGGCCUGUGUUACAUAGAACAAUGCAGAAAUACGUACGCGAAGGGCGUGUAAUGGAACGUGUGUGCCGUUGCGUACGUUUCUGCGUAAGAGGCACGGGACGUGACGCAGCAGAACUGCUUCCCGCUCUCGCUACUUCUCUUCCCCCCCUUUACGCGAUCUACCAGCACUCCUGUCUUCUCUACCUGACUGGAGUACUGGCAGAUGCCUUAGGAGGACCAUUGAGUGCCCCGCCUUUAGCCCAUCUCCUUCAUGCUCUUUUGCCCCCAGCGUUAGAACUCCUAGGUAAACCUGACGGGCUCAAGGACAACCCGGAUACAGUUGAUGACUUGUAUCGGCUUUGUGUGAGGUACCUCCAGCGGAUUCCUCUCCAAUUCGUGGAGUCGGGAUGCUGCACGGCAGUUGUUUCUUGCGGGGUGAAAGCUGCGCGUCUCGAUCAUCGCGACGCAAGCUGUUCUCUCAUGAGCUUCCUCUACGAUCUGCUGAGGCUUGCGCAUGAGUCGGAUCCCGCUACUCCUCUAGGAUCACAAAUCAAUGCAAUAGUGUCAGACUAUGGUGAGGCGCUGACGUACGCAUUAUUGGAAGCUUCUGCGUUGUAUUUACACGCGUACAUGCUUAGUGAGGUGGGCAAAGUUCUAUUAGAACUCGUGGAUUGGCAACGGCGUCAUGGAGUUGAUUGGGUCGCGGCCGCACUACCGAGGUUACCGAGGGGACGCGCUCACGCCACGGAACAACAGUGCUGGCAGUUCCACCAAUAUGCCGUCAAAGCGGUAAAGUGUAAAGAAGCAACUCGACUUCUGCGUGACUUCGCUCGGCUUUAUCGAUAACUCAAGACUGAUCCUAAUAUCUGAUCCAUGGUCAGUGGAAGUAAACACUAUAAGAAUGUUUUGUAGCUUACAAAACAGUAUAUGAAAAUAUAUCAUGUUAUUAUAGUUCGAACAACUAAUCAUUAAAAAACAUUACAUCAUUUGAUUGUAAUAUUUCUCCAGAACAUUUAGGUAAGCAUUGCUCUUCACUGACUCAGAAUUGUGGAUUAAGUGGGGAUAACAAAAAUGCAUAUUAUCAUAAUAUGUGAAAUUACAAGAUUUAUUUGAAAAUCAGUUGUACAUUGAAAUCAGAAAGCAAGUCAUACUUUAUGUAAAUUUAUUGUGUUUCUCCUUGAUUUCAUUUUGACAUACAGAACAGGUAGGUAAGUAAAGAUAUGUUUAAUUGAUAGAAUAUAUUUUGUUACAAACGUACAUGCUCUUUUUCAUUGUGAUAAACACCAUAAUAUUUUUAAAUGUAAAUAUUUAUUAAAUUUAAUUUUUAUCAUGAUUCGUUAUUUAUUCAAUUUAAUAUAUUUUUUAAAUUCAAUCGGAUCUAUGGUAAACUUAUUUGUCUUGGCUGAAUGUUUUAAGUGACUACAUCCAUGCAAGCGAAAUGCUUCCUGAAGUAUGUAUCUUUCAAAGAGUACAAAUUCAAACCACGAAAGUACCCUCAAUUAAUAAAUAAUAUACAGAAUGUGUUACUGACAAACAGUUUUAUAGGUAGUACUUGAUACAGUACUGUGCAUAACUUUUAGUCCUAUCCAAACACGAGUUGUAUAUUGUCCUUGAUUGUACCAACACAAGCAGCUGUAAUGUACUUUAGAUAGAACUAGAUUUUUUGCGAUACGUGAACAAAUCCAGGUUUUCUCUUAGUAGUAAUUCAAAAGAUUAAACCUUCAAAUAUCUGUCAAUCGAAAUUUAUUAUUUUCCUACGCACCAUACAUUACACACUUUCCACUUUAUUCAUGCAUGGUAAUCUCAAAAACGAUUUAUUCUGAUUUUAGGGUAAUCUCAAGUACUAAGUUCCCAUGAAAUUUGUGGACAAACUUACUAACAAAUCAAACAUGGAAACCCUAAAUAUAUCACACUUCAUAUCCAAUUCAA
Messenger RNA from Pieris brassicae (large cabbage white), 3973 nucleotides. RefSeq names its product transportin-3 (gene Tnpo-SR). Gene Ontology annotation, biological process: protein import into nucleus. Gene Ontology annotation, cellular component: nuclear membrane; cytoplasm. The coding region runs from base 137 to 2890 and encodes 917 amino acids. The transcript is spliced from 12 exons. The record is from RefSeq and is a predicted model, not a curated record. NCBI's taxonomy places the organism in Eukaryota, Metazoa, Arthropoda, Insecta, Lepidoptera, Pieridae.